GCGGCCCUUCCUGCUGCGGGCGCUGCGCAUCGCCGUGGUGGUCUGCCUCUACUGGUUCACCUCCAUCGCCAUGGUCUUCCUCAACAAGUACCUGCUGGACAGCCCCUCGCUGCGCCUCGACGCCCCGCUCUUCGUCACCCUCUUCCAGUGCGCGCUGACGGCCGCGCUCUGCCUGGGCCUCAGCCUGGGGGCGGCCUGCGGGCCCCCCUGCGCCGGCCUGCCCGCCCUCCGCCUCGACCCCAAGGUGUCCCGCAGCGUCCUGCCCCUCUCCGCCGUCUUCAUCGGCAUGGUCACCUCCAACAACCUCUGCCUCAAGCAUGUCGGCGUGGCCUUCUACAACGUGGGGCGCUCCCUCACCACCGUGUUCAACGUGCUGCUCUCCUACCUCCUCCUGAAGCAGACCACCUCCCUCUAUGCCCUUCUGGCCUGCGGAGUCAUCAUAGGUGGCUUCUGGCUGGGCGUUGACCAGGAAGGAGCAGAAGGUACUCUGUCAUGGACAGGUAUAUUCUUUGGGAUCUUAGCAAGCCUUUGUGUCUCUCUCAAUGCCAUCUACACCAAGAAGGUGCUGCCUGUGGUGGAUGGUAGCAUCUGGCGCCUGACCUUCUACAACAACAUCAACGCUUGCGUCCUCUUCUUCCCCCUCAUGGUGCUGCUGGGCGAGUUCCGCACCCUCUACCACUUUGACAAGCUGGGGAGCCCCAGCUUUUGGGGCAUGAUGACUUUGGGGGGAGUGUUUGGCUUUGCCAUCGGGUACGUGACUGGACUUCAGAUUAAGUUCACUAGCCCACUCACCCACAACGUGUCUGGGACAGCCAAGGCCUGUGCACAAACAGUGCUGGCUGUUAUCUACUUCGAGGAGACAAAGAGCUUCUUGUGGUGGACGAGUAACUUGAUGGUUCUGGGGGGCUCCUUUGCCUACACGUGGGUGAAAGGACUGGAAAUGAGAAAGGUGCAAGAGGAUCCUAAUGUUAAAAGCAGUGAAAGAAAUGAGACUGGUGUGUAGGUGGCUCCUGCACCUCUAUUUUUGGGUCUGGGGGGAUAACCUUUGGUGCUCCUUUUCAUCCUGGGGAGAAGAAGAGCAAGGAGCAGGAAAAAAUGCACCUGCAAAGUGUAUGGGGAACUGUGUCAGGAACCAGAGCCAAAGACCUGCCUGGAUCACGUUUUAUCUCACCUCAUUGUCAGAGUUGGGGAGAGCAUGUGUUGUGGAGAUCAACUGGGUUGGGGUUUUUUUGUGAUUGUUUUUUAAAAUGGAUGUUGUUAUUUACCUAAUCUCGGACAUUUGCAUCUUGGGGGGGGUGGUGGGGGUGGCUCCUAUCAGACACAGACUGGAAUGGGAGCUUUGUGUAGUUAGGGAUCGAAAAUUAAUGGAAUGAAUGCAACCUGGGGUUGUAAAAUCCUGAACCUGCAGGUAAGGAAGAGGCAAGUAGCCAGACUGUCUGGGUUAGACUUCAGUAAACUGUUCUGCUGUAUAAGGUUUUUGCAACAGCUGUUCUUCCUGUUGCCCCAUUCAGUGCAGAGGAUGGAAAUUCUCUCCCUUCUGGCUAUGUACAAGUCUAAACAACAGCAGUGCCACCAAAACACCUUUCCAAAAGUA
Passer montanus (Eurasian tree sparrow) is the source of this 1594-nucleotide messenger RNA. RefSeq names its product solute carrier family 35 member C1 (gene SLC35C1). Gene Ontology annotation, cellular component: Golgi apparatus. The record is from RefSeq and is a predicted model, not a curated record. Bases 71 to 1003 code for a protein of 310 amino acids. The transcript has 2 exons. Lineage: Eukaryota; Metazoa; Chordata; Aves; Passeriformes; Passeridae. Gene Ontology annotation, molecular function: antiporter activity. Gene Ontology annotation, biological process: protein O-linked glycosylation via fucose; GDP-fucose import into Golgi lumen.